AUGGUGAACCAUUACUCAGUGCUCGGUGUCUCUUGUGACGCUACUUACCAACAGAUCAAAGCAUCUUACAACAAACUAGUUCUCCAAGCUCACCCAGAUAAAGGAGGAUCCCAGGAGACUUUUAUCCAAAUCCAGACAGCAUGGGAAGUCCUUAGAGAUCCUACCACUCGUGCAAAGUAUGACCGAAAUUGCCACAAGACAGCCAACCAGAAGACACAAAACCCUCAACGCCAUGGCAAAGAUCAGACAGGAUCAAGAGCCCAGACUCCCCGCGAUCAAGCCCAUGGCGGCUUCCAUCACCACGACUCACCGCCCGGUCGACAAUCUGCUCACCCAGGAUAUGGCCCCAAGACAAGACCCAACGCCAAUUCCUGGACCGACUAUCGUGAGUCUGCGGCAGGUUCCGCAUACAACAGCUACUAUGGUUCGUCCGCCCGCGCCACAAAUGACAGUGACCCAAGACCGAGGGCUUCAAGCACAUCGAGGCCAGAGGAUGCUUCACGCCACCAGCCUCGUGAGGACCAGUCCGAUCACCGUUCUUCAUACUCCUAUUCGAGACCACAAGGCUACAACACUUCUCCUCGACCCAACCCGCGAUCCCCAUCUCCGCCCCCAGCGAUGCCAACCGAACUCGAUCUGAAGACUGUCAAGGCCCUGGCUGACCAGGCGUCUCGAAAUCUCACACGCUACAAACAACUCAUCAACACGCUGCGCUCGUCGACCAGGAGUCGCCCGCUUUCGGAAGAGAUUCAAAUCAAGCUAGAGCAUGUACACCUCUUCCUCCAGAAUCGAGAGCUGCGAUUGAAUCAAAGAAUCGCCGACAUCAGAUUGUACAACAUCAACCUUCGCACCAAGGCUCCUUUAGAGACAAUGGAGCCAUUCUUUGUGUCUCUGUGGGAGACUAUUGUGGAGGACGACAAGGAGACGGUGUCCGACGUGAACAUGUCAAUAUCAAGAGUCCUGACGGACACAAAUCAAUGGCUGCGUAAGACUAGGGUGCUGGAGACACGUGGCCUCGACGUCACUGACGACGACAAAGCCGCCCUAGACUUGAAAGCGAGUACUGAAGCGUUGGAACGACUGUUGACAAAGGUGCUACUCUCAGCGCCCGGGGUUGGGCCACCGCGAUCGUACUGA
Messenger RNA from Fonsecaea nubica, 1137 nucleotides. RefSeq lists its product as hypothetical. Bases 1 to 1137 code for a protein of 378 amino acids. The transcript has a single exon. The record is from RefSeq and is a predicted model, not a curated record. NCBI's taxonomy places the organism in Eukaryota, Fungi, Ascomycota, Eurotiomycetes, Chaetothyriales, Herpotrichiellaceae. Gene Ontology annotation, cellular component: endoplasmic reticulum. Gene Ontology annotation, molecular function: misfolded protein binding; protein-folding chaperone binding.